Ochlerotatus camptorhynchus is the source of this 3066-nucleotide messenger RNA. RefSeq names its product transmembrane protein 65. Bases 388 to 1434 code for a protein of 348 amino acids. The transcript is spliced from 7 exons. Gene Ontology annotation, cellular component: mitochondrion. NCBI's taxonomy places the organism in Eukaryota, Metazoa, Arthropoda, Insecta, Diptera, Culicidae. The record is from RefSeq and is a predicted model, not a curated record.
AAAGCAACUGACUUGGUGCGAGGAAAAUCCGAGAGGAAAACUCGAACCCACCGUUUAGUAGUGUUCUUGUUCUCGUGGCGUGGAGUCGGUUCUCUCUUUCCCUUCCGGGCGUCCUGUGUCAGUGUUGUCGUUUUCGGUCCCGAACGGAGCCUUGUGUGUUAUCAGCUCUACCUUGCCUAGUGAAGUGAUAAGAAAAUUCCUGGUGCUGCUGCUGCUGUGGGUUGUGUGUUGAAUCGGAGGCCCGAAGAGUGUUUUGCUUGAGCCGAGAGCGACUUUUCCUCCGUCGAAAGGGUUGCGUGUGAGAAGGUUACUUCCGAGAAUUCAGUGAAACGAAUAGAAGGAAAAUUGUGGCCUGGAAAUAAUUGUGUUUUCUCAAACGGAAGAAAAAUGAGUGCCAGUGUUUCUUCAUUAACCCGAGUAUCCAACUCAGUGCUUCAGCAGUAUACGCGAUAUGCCGCGGGGACUAUGGUUCCUGCAGUAUCAGCUGGAUUGUCCUGUACGGAAAGGGCAAGGGAAGUGUUCCUGUGUGGUUCUGUGCCACCGCAGAGGAGAGGUUUCAGCAGUAUGAGCAGUAGCAAAAGUAGCAGCAGCCUGAAGAAGAACACCUGUAGGAACGGUUCGAGCAGGCUUGGCAGUAUUAACGGUCACAGGUCCAUCCUGCUUUUAUCGGUGGGUGUUGAUAAUAGCCGGGAUUACACGCAAGCAGCAUCCACACUGACACGCGAACAGCUCCACGACCUGGUGUACCGCCUCAACGAAGACGAAAGGGAUUUACUGAUGAACACGCUGAAGCAGUUCGAAUCCAACAAACAAAAGGCCCAAUUUGAAGGACAGUUGGCGGCAACAGUGUGGCGAAGUAGAUUCGGACGGCCGGCGAAGCUGAAGCCGGUUCUCGGGGACGUUGAUCCGACCGGUUCCUACUGUGCGGUACCGGAAGAUUGGCUGCAGAAAAAGUUCGCGGAAACAGUUCCAGUUCCAGCGACGAGGGAUUUGAUGAAAUUGGGACUUGUGAACGCGCUGCCAUUCAUUGGUUUCGGAUUCCUGGAUAAUUUCACCAUGAUUAUCGCAGGAGACUACAUCGAACAUACGCUCGGUUUGUUUAUGUGCAUUUCGACGAUGGCCGCAGCCGCCCUGGGAAAUACAUUCAGCGACGUGAUCGGUAUCGGGUCCGCUUUCUACGUGGAAAAGCUGGCAGAGAUGAGCGGCGUAAGGCCACCGAAGCUGUUGCCGAUACAGCUCGAGAUGAAAUGCAGUCGACGGGCAGCGAAUUUGGGACGUGUUUUGGGUAUCACCAUCGGUUGUCUGCUGGGAAUGUGUCCGCUGUACUUCAUGAACGAAGAACCGAAGGACGCGGAUAAAAAGGGUGACAAGGCUGCACAGAAGACGGAUGCUGCUGCUACUGCUGUUGUUGUUGCUGUUGCUGAAGGCAAGUAAAUCUACUCAUCGUCAGAUAGUGCAGCUUGACGGUCGAUGCCGCUGGAUGGCAAGAAUUUUCUCAAGUUUAGUCAAUUUUAAGGUAGCGCUAAUUAUACACACUUUAUGGCUUAGUCCAGCGUCGAACGUUUAUUUAGGUGUUUAUGUUCACUGAACAUGAGAUGAGAAUGUUUUUUUUUAGCGGAAAUCGAACCGUGUAAACAAUACGUUUGAUUCCUUAUAAAUAGACAAAACGCAUAAUAGAUACAAUAGAAAGGCGUAAAACGCGAAAAGUAGGAACACUAUGCGAGUUUCAGUGCUGAGUAUAACUCUCGUUAUUUACUUUCUACGCUAGUCUUUCACGGUAAGCGGAAUGCGCGCUUGUAUAUAUUAACUAAUGUAACCAGAUUCUACUAUAAACUAUAAUAUAGCAAUAUUCGAAUUUUUGUUUUAGAAUAAUGCUCACAAACUUAACGAAGGAAUUUAACUUCAUCAAUCAUCGCUUCUCAUGCCUGACCAUGUUCUUCCAGUUGGAUUUGAUAGUAUUGGUACACACUAAAGCAUCAUAACUCGAUUUACAAAUUAUGUCUGGCUGCAGAGCGCUUUAGCUCUCUUAUCCUAGAUGCUCAUAUUACGACAUUGAAGCACGCUCUUAAUAUCUGGUCAUUUUAACACAGCGACGUAGUGAGAGAUUUUCUAUUUCAUGCUAUCCUACUUAUAUCUGAAAGGAGCCUUUGAACACAUAAUUUCAAGGGGGGUAUGGGGAAUGCGAAAUUAGAGCAUUUUCAUAGAAAGUCAAUAAGAUAUUGUGGCAGCUUACAACCAUGAUAGAACUUCAGGUAAAAGUUAAAUAUAUUUCAAGAGGAAUUUAACAUAAUGAUGAUUGACCAACCCAUCGCACAUAGGGGUAUUUAAUCGAUCAAGCUUCUAGCUGGCCAAAAAUUAUUUUUGAGUUUGUAACUUCUUCAGAAGUCGAUUUUAUACUCGUAUGAGAGAUUUAAGCGAUGCAUUUUCAGACUUAACCCCAAUUACCAGUAUUAUAUGUCGGUGUCUAUUUAGACCACAAAAGGAUAAAUUUGCAUAUUUUUUUUCCCUUAUGGUUGAAUUCAAUCAUUGAUCAGGUGGACUUGCCCUUAAAAAUUGAAUGUAUGUUUGCGAAUGUAGAGCACUCGCCAAAAAUAAGUCUCCCAACCGAUUUUCAUGACAUUUUCAGGGAAUGUAAUACUAUAUUUAAGCUUGCAGGGUGGCAAGUGAACCAGGAACACCAGGAAAACCGGGAAAAAGUCGGGAAUUUAUUUUCACCCGGAAAAACCGGGAAAAACCUAGGAAUUUCAUAAGUCCACCAGGAAAAUAAUCUUGUUUGUAUAAUUUAAAUAGGUUUUAAAUUUUAUGUAUGUCAAAGUUUCUUUUUAUAAUCAGGUUAAAACUAAACAUUUUGUUCAAGCUAAAUCUUUCACACAACUAAACAUUGAUGAACAAAAUUUACCCUGAGAAUUUAGUAAAUAUAUUUUGUAUUUAUUUUUAAUUUAAUUUUCUUCUCUAAUCAAUUGCAUGUAUGAUUUGUGCUUAACUGAUAGCAGACUUAAGCAGUGCCGACGCUUGUACAUAGUAUCCUGAUGAAUGUGGGCGUCUUAGUGGAAUACCUGUAUAAUG